Messenger RNA from Chrysochloris asiatica (Cape golden mole), 1821 nucleotides. RefSeq names its product zinc finger protein 420-like. NCBI's taxonomy places the organism in Eukaryota, Metazoa, Chordata, Mammalia, Afrosoricida, Chrysochloridae. The record is from RefSeq and is a predicted model, not a curated record. The coding region runs from base 1 to 1821 and encodes 606 amino acids. The transcript is spliced from 2 exons.
AUGGAAAGGCCAUGUGAGUGUAAAGAAUGUGGGAAAGCUCUUAGUCGGUGUUCUUCAUUAACUCAUAAAAGUACUCACACUGGAGAGAGACCUUAUGAAUGUAAGGAAUGUGGGAAAGCCUUUAGUCAUACCACAGCCAUUGCUGAACAUACAAGAUCUCCCAGUGGAGAGAAGCCUCAUAAAUGUCAGGAAUGUGGGAAAGCCUUUAGGUAUUCCUCACAGCUGAUUGAACAUACUAGGUCUCACCGUGGAGUAAAGCCAUAUGGAUGUAAGGAGUGUGGAAUAACCUUUCAGUUUCACAGACAGUUCACUCAACAUGAAAGAACACAUAGUGGAGAGAAGCCUCAUAAAUGUCAAGAAUGUGGGAAAGCCUUCCAUCUGUCCUCAGGCCUAAGUAAACAUAAAAAAACACAUAGUGAAGAGAAGCCUUAUAAAUGUAACGAAUGUGGAAAAGUCUUGCGUCACUCCUCAUCCCUCAUUGUACAUCAACGAUCUCACCGUGGAGAGAGGCCUUAUGAGUGUAAGCAGUGUGGGAAAGCCUUUAGUCACUCCUCAACCCUCACCGCACACAUACGAUCUCACCGUGGAGAGAGGCCUUAUGAAUGUAAGGAAUGUGGCAAAGCCUUUACUCAAUCUGCAAGCCUCAGUGCACAUAUAAGAUCUCACCGUGGAGACAGGCCUUAUAAAUGCGAAGAAUGUGGGAAAGCCUUUAUUCAGUCCUCACACCUCACGGUACAUAAAAAAACACACAGUGGAGACAGGCCUUACAAAUGUGAUGAAUGUGGGAAAACCUUUACUGCGUCCUCAAGUCUCAAUGUACAUAGAAAGUAUCACCGUGGAGACAGGCGUUACGAAUGUAAGGAGUGUGGGAAAGCCUUUAUUCAGUCCUCACACCUGACUGUACACAAAAAAGGACAUAGUGGAGAGAAACCAUAUAAGUGUAGUGAAUGUGGGAAAACCUUCACUGCGUCCUCAAGCCUCAAUGUACAUAGAAGAUCUCACAGUGCAGACAGGCCGUAUGAAUGUACCGAAUGUGGAAAAGCCUUCACUCAGUCCUCACACCUCACUGUACAUAGAAGAUCUCACAGUGCAGACAGGCCGUAUGAAUGUACCGAAUGUGGAAAAGCCUUCACUCAGUCCUCACACCUCACUGUACAUAGAAGAUCUCACAAUGGGGAGAGGCCUUAUGAAUGUACAGAAUGUGGUAAAACCUUUUCCAUGGCCACAAACCUCACUGCACAUAAAAGAACACACAGCGGAGAGAAGCCAUAUAAAUGUAAUGACUGUGGGAAAGUCUUUCCUCACUCCUCGUACCUCAGGACACAUAUGGCACAUCAUAAUGGAGAGAGGCCUUACGAAUGCAAGGAGUGCGGGAAAGCCUUUGUACAGUCCUCACAUCUCAACAGGCACAGAAGAACACACAUAGAAAAAAGCCUUAUAAAUGUAAGGGUGCAGCCUUUGGUCAGCUCUAACACCCCACUGCACAUAAAAAUCUCAAUGGAGGAAGGCCUUAAUAAUCGGAGUUCCGGGAAGAGCCUACAAGCAUCCCAUCAAGGACUGGUUGAAACUUGGAAGCUGACCAUGCACAGAAACCAAUAUCCUCUCAGGAAAGAGGUUGAGAAGUUCCCUCUGGCCAAGCCCACCACUGUCCGCAUCAGGUUGUCUCCCUGCUGCAACAGAAGGGAGGCCUGUGCUCAUGACAGGACAGAUGAGGAGAUACCAGGUUAUUUUACUGGACAAUCUGAAUAUUACCCUGAGAAUUAUGGCAUGGCUAAACCUGCCAUCCUUCUGCCUGAUGUGGCAAUUGGAGGUGAACCAUGA